AUGAAUAUUCGUCCAGCGACCCACAGUGGUUCCUGGUACAGCUCUGAUGCGGAGAAACUAUCUUCACAACUCUUGCAGUUUUUGGGCUCCAACGAUGUGGUCAGUGGUGCCAGAGUGGUUAUAUCGCCACAUGCUGGCUAUACGUAUUGUGGUAGCACGAUGGGCAAAGCUUACGGGGCUUUGGACUUGUUUGGAGUGAAACGAAUCUUUAUCUUGGGCCCAUCGCACCAUAUAUACUUCAAAAAUAAGGGAUUGUUGAGUGGAUUUAGUGAAUUGUCAACGCCAGCCGGGUCUCUAGUUGUAGAUACGGCUACUGUGAGUGCCCUGGUACAGCAACAUGAGGGAUUUGAAUUGAUGGAUCCUGAAGUUGACUGCGAUGAGCAUUCAUUGGAAAUGCAGUAUCCCAUGUUACACGCAACUUUGCAGAAACGUAAAAUUGAUCCGAAAAGCGUCACGGUGGUGCCCAUCAUGGUAUCUCACAACUCGGCUCGUGUGGACUAUCGAUUGGGCAAAAUUUUGAGCGAAUUCGUCAAGGAUCCAACUAAUGCGUUUAUCGUGAGCUCUGAUUUCUGCCAUUGGGGACGUCGUUUCAACUUUACCGGCUACGUAGGUGACGUCAACGAAGUUCAAGAGGCCCUGGCGGAAGACACAGAGAUUGAAUCGCUCACGGCUCGGAGUAAGCUAUCGCACCAUCAGGUACCUAUCUGGAAGAGCAUCGAGAUCUUGGACAAGUUUGCAAUGUCCAUUUUAUCGCAAGAGAAACCGCACGACAAAUACGACCUAUGGAAGCACUACUUAGAGGUGACAGGAAACACAGUAUGUGGUGAAAAGCCUAUCGGUGUAAUGUUAUGCGCACUGAGCCAGGACAAAAGUUCCAAGGUCCAAUUCGAAUGGCCUGGUUAUUCACAGUCGAGUCAAGUAAGCAGCGUGAUGGAUUCGAGCGUGAGCUACGGUGCAGGAUACUGCAGAAUUUAA
Lachancea lanzarotensis is the source of this 975-nucleotide messenger RNA. It is a transcript of the gene MHO1, whose product is annotated as LALA0S06e01420g1_1. Lineage: Eukaryota; Fungi; Ascomycota; Saccharomycetes; Saccharomycetales; Saccharomycetaceae. The coding region runs from base 1 to 975 and encodes 324 amino acids. The record is from RefSeq and is a predicted model, not a curated record. The transcript has a single exon.